This is a messenger RNA of Chiloscyllium plagiosum (whitespotted bambooshark), 9441 nucleotides long. It is a transcript of the gene znf148, whose product is annotated as zinc finger protein 148. Lineage: Eukaryota; Metazoa; Chordata; Chondrichthyes; Orectolobiformes; Hemiscylliidae. Gene Ontology annotation, biological process: regulation of transcription by RNA polymerase II. The record is from RefSeq and is a predicted model, not a curated record. Gene Ontology annotation, molecular function: DNA-binding transcription factor activity, RNA polymerase II-specific; RNA polymerase II cis-regulatory region sequence-specific DNA binding.
ACGCAUGCGCAGCUGCCAUCUCAGGGCUUUGUGGGUAGCGGCCAUCAUGAAAGAAUCUGAAAACAGAACGAGGGUGUGAGAGAGAAUUGGAGAAGAAAAAAAAGUUAAGCGGAGGAAACAGUGCAGCCGGGAAAGGACUUAACAGACUCGAUUGAUUAUCGUUCUGAGGCACAAUGGAAGAAAGUUCACAUUACAUCACAAUGUGCACUCAUUGAUCAUUUGGGCUGUGGUUUACAGAACUGAUGAUGCUUUAGGAACCCACAGUAACGUAACACAUCUCAGAAUGUGUUAACUUGGUUUGCAAAAAGUUUUUAGAAAAGUUCUGCUGAAGAAUGAAUAUUGAAGACAAGCUUGAUCGGAUUUUUCUUAAAUGUGGCAGUAUAAAUGAAAUGCAGUCUUCCAGACCGCUGGUUGUGGUGGGAGGAGUCCCGGAUCAGCCCUCUGUACAUAUAGGAGCACAGGAAACCGUAUUAGAAGAGAGGGAAAUCUCUCAUGAAGAAAUUCUCCAACAAGAAACUGCUUUGCAGGAAAGUGCGCUCCCACAGGAGGAGCUUAUUUCACAUGAUGAACUUAUGAUCCACGAGGAAACGGUUAAAAAUGAUGAUGAUGAGAAUGAUGGACAUGAAAGACUCCCUCAAGAGUUAUCGUAUGAAUUAAAUGUAAAUGUAAAACAGGAAAUCCAAUAUGCUGAUGAAGCUGGACAACUGAAGAAAGAUAAAGGGCAACAAAAGGAACCAAUAGAUUUGCAAAAGAAGAAGAAACGGAAGCAACGUUCUCCAUCUAAGAUUCUAACGAUAAAUGAAGAUGGAUCACUUGGGCUAAAAUGCCUGAAAUCUCAUAUCUGUGAGCACUGUAAUGCUGCCUUUCGUACCAAUUACCACUUACAAAGACAUGUUUUCAUCCAUACAGGUGAAAAGCCGUAUCAGUGCAGCCAGUGUAGCAUGCGGUUCAUUCAAAAAUAUUUGUUGCAGAGACAUGAGAAAAUUCAUACUGGUGAAAAACCAUUUCAAUGUGAUGAAUGUGACAUGAGGUUCAUACAGAAAUAUCAUAUGGAGAGGCACAAGCGCACUCACAGUGGAGAGAAACCAUAUCAGUGUGAAUACUGCCACCAGUAUUUCUCCAGGACUGAUCGUGUAUUAAAACAUAAACGCAUGUGCCAUGAAAACAGAGAUAAAAAACUGAAGUGUGCAUUGAAGAUGGGCGAAUUGGGAGGAGAGGCGGAAGAUCCAAGCAUUUCCUUGCAACAUAAAGAUAAUCCAAUACCACGGAAAAAGAAGCAAAAAGCAGGAGAAAAGUCCAGGUCUUCUGUUCCUCUUGCUGAUAAAGAGUGCGCGGUAGAAAAAUUAGACCAGAAAAAAGAUGAAACUGAGAAUGAUUACUCGUCACUGUAUAGCGUUGCUUCAAAAGUGAAGGAUGAAUAUAUGGUGACUGAAUACUCUGUUGAAAUACCACAUUCAUCCAACAGUGGUGACCCUUUAGAAAGUACAGUUGGAGACAUCCAUCCGCCAAAAUUGGUCAUCAAGAAAGUUAGCAGUAAAAGAAGUCAGAAACUAGAGUUGGAACCAAGUCAGGCUAUGUCAGCAUUAUCCACAUAUGAAGAAAAUAAAGUUACUAAAUAUACAUAUGAACUUAUUGAUAAACCAGGUCUUCUGGAUUCUGAGGGAAACCAUGAUAUUGAUCAGGUAGAUUCCUUACAGGAAGUUCCUAGUAAACCUGUGCAUAGCAGUAACAAUUAUGAUGAUGCAAUGCAGUUUCUAAAGAAGAAGCGCUAUUUGCAAGCAGCAAGUAAUAAUAGUAGAGAAUAUGCCCUGAAUGUAGGCCAGAUAGCAUCACAGCCAUCUGUGACCCAGGCUGCUGUGGCUAGUGUCAUUGAUGAAAGUACAGCAGCAUCUAUGUUGGACUCUCAAUCAUUGACUGUUGAAAUAAAGAACAGUCAUGACAAAAGUGGAAUUCCUGAUGAGGUGCUGCAGACUCUUUUAGACCAUUACUCUCAUAAAGCAAAUGGACAGCAUGAAAUGGCUUUUAGUGUGGCUGAUACAGAAGUGGCAUCAAGCAUGUCAAUAAACACUUCAGAUGUUGCUGAGGUUGCCCAGACCGAGAGAGCUAGUGCAAGUUCUCAAUCAACAUCUUCAGACAAAGCCAGUAUGCUCCAUGAAUAUUCAAAAUUUCUCCAGCAAGCUUUGGAAAGAACAAGUCAGAAUGAUGCAUAUUUACCCAAUCAGACCCUUACUUUUGGAACUGACAGUCCUUCCCUUGCAAGUCAACCAUUGUUUUCUUCCAUGACUUCAAUGACAAUGCAACGUGGCUUUAGAUCAAGCAUGAAUUCACCAUUGCGAACAACAUCUGAAAAAUCUCACUAUGGUUUAAUGGUUGGCGAGUCCCAACACUCCUUUUCUUUUUCAAGCGAGGAGACAAAUCAUAGUUCUGUCUCAGCACAAGAAUUCUUGGAUCAGAUGACAUCUCAAAAGAAGGUAGAAGCUCAGCCUGUCCAUCAGGCCUAUCAAAUAGGCACAUUUGAGCAGACAUUCAGAGCUCAGUACCAGAAUGUAAGGGCUGGUGUGCCUCCCCCAUACAGUGCUGCCAAUGGACAAGUAAACUUGAGAGUACGUGGGGGUAGUGCAGAGUUUUCAGAAUUUCCCUUAGUGAGUGUGCCAGAAGGAAGAGCUCAAAUGACUGCUUCACCAGAUGCUGCAGCUAGUCAGGCCUUUGGAUAGUAGGAAGCUGUAAUCUUUGUAAUGUAAUUGAGGCUAGCACUUCAAAAUGACAAUUCUUGUAUUAUGUGCUGCUCUGUAUAGGAUGGAGUGCUGUAUAAUCAGUAGUCAAUGCAGUUUUGAUUCAGUUUAAACAUUUAUGCAGAAGCAUCAUAAACUAGACCUUUCAUAUGCCAAAACACCAUUGCACUCCAGUGUGACACUGUUUAAAAACAUAUUUUCUUUGUAUACCUCAGCCAUGCAUGACAUGUCCAAGGUUAUUGUCUUGUGGCAGGGGGAACUGUUGUUUAACACUGAUGCUGUUGCUUUGCUUCACCUUUUGACAUGCCCCAAGUAUUUUGGCACUUUCUAAAGGAAAAAAAAUCCGUCACUUCCAUUUGAAGGAUGUAACCAAACAAAUAUGUUGGUUUAUUUGGAUUUUCUUUAAAUUUAUGCACUUUUCACCUCUGAUUUACUAAGUUCAUAAACAAAAACUAAGCAUUUUGUUUGUUUAUAUGUAGAAGAAUAUUUUAAAGAGUAAUUGGAACAUAAUUUUGACCUAACUUGCAUCUUCUUUUCCUGUGAGGAAGCCCACAGAAUUGAUGAGUGGGAGCAAAAUGGUAUUCCACAGUUAUCCACUGAACAUUAUAUUUAUACCAUGAAUUUAAAAAAGAAAUUUUAUUUAUUUUAGAAUGAACAUGUGGGAAUUUAAGUCAGUGAGGACUGGUUUAAGCACAAAGGGUGCUUUAAAACUUACCUAGACAUGAGAUGCCGAUUUCAACUCUUCAAGAUGUUGGGCUGCCUUAUUAAAAAGAUAUAGUUUAUAUCCCUAUUUUUGUAUGCUUAGUGUAUAAAACCAUUUUAUGUUCCCUUGUAGAAAAUAUACCUGUUAAUUUAUAUUGCAAUAUCUCUCCAUUAUCUGUAAAAUACUCUGUCUGCACAGCAAUGUUUCAGAAUUAUAUCAUAAAACUUAUCUGUCAUCCUACAAAAUAUGUUUCCAAUUUAUUAAAUGUUCUGUAAAUGUGAUUUUGUAUGCUAUGGCAUGAUAAGUUUUAAAGAUUGGAUUAACUAUUGAAGAUUUUAAUUUCCUAUUCAAUUGCAUGAUACAAAUACUUGUUUAACAAAUUUUCUACAAUUGAGUCAGUGAUUAAAAAUCUUUCUUGCACACUAUUACAUUUUCUUCUAAUAUGGAGAAAUACAAUAGCCAGCAUAUUGUUUUAGAGUCAGCAAUUUAUUCACUGGUUUUGGGGCAAAACCUCUUCACAUUGAGAGUGACAGCAUUGGUCAAAAUUCUUGCGAUUUGUAUGGUUUGGAUAUGUUACUGAUCAGUGCAACCUUCGAGUUCCAUGACUUGCUUUAAGAAUGUUUCAACCAAAGAUGUAAAUGUUAUAUUUUUUAUAUUUAUAUCGUCUUUGUAGCGUUUGAAACAUUCUAAUAUUUACUGAUGACAAAGGGAGGAAGGAGGAGGAAUUAUGGUAAAUGAUGUCCAGCGGAACUCUUGAAUACCGUUAUAGCCUUUUUGAAAUUUAUAAAUGUCUGAUAUAACUAUAGUGAAUGCACUUCAAGUUCAUAUAUUGGACAUGCAGCGCUUUGAGAUAGAUGUAAUGUGGUACUAUAAAAAUAUAAAUUCUUUAUGCCCAUGUGGAGUUUAACUGAGACUAAAGCAUUGUGUGUAUGCAGUAGUUACAGGUGUGUUAUGUGUAGUAGUACAUUUCAGAAAAGCUCAUGUCUGUUUCUGCUGUCCAUUAUCUUUUCUUCAUUUUUUCCAAAUCUGUCUGUGGGAAACCACCAAUCACAUAUUGGCAACUUAAUUAUCCUCUUUUUCAACUUUCAACAAUGUUAGCUACCCAAAGAAACAUAGUGCUGUUAGCAAAAAGAAAUACUUAUCCUAUUUUACAGCAGAUGUACAAACCUCUAGUGUAUCAAUGAGCACAGAAGUCUCCACAUUGUGCUCGUAAUGACAGCAAGGCCAAGAGAAAUGCUGACUCUGUUCAUGAGAGUUUUCAGAAUAAAAAUAGAAAAUGCUGGAAACAGCUGAGCUGACAGCAUCUGUGGAGAAAGUUAACAUUUCAAGUCUGUGAGCUUUCAUCAGAUAUGAAAUGCUAACCUUUUGUGUGUGUGUGUGUCUCUCUCUCUCUCUGGAUAAUGUCAGAUUGAAUGUGAGUUUCCAGCAUUUUUUAUUUUUAUUUCAGAUUUCCAGCAUCUGUGGUUAUUUAAUUAACAUAUUUAAGUUUGCAGAGCCCAGAUUUAAAGCCUAGUUUGUAAUUGAGCUAGUUACAUGUGGUAGGUUUUCACUGAAUGGACCAAAUGUGAAGGAUGUCUCAGUUGAGAUUUUGGGGUAAAUGAUAAUUGAUCUACAUUAAGCAGUCACAUUUACUUUGUAAUUAUAUGUUUUUAAGUAUUAACUUUUUUUCUCAACCUUGAAAUUUACAUCAGUGUGGUAUCCAAUACUAUUAUUUAAAAACACAUGAGGCAACUGCAGUAUUGUCAUAAUAAAAUGUUGUACUGCUACAACAGUGACGCAGCACAGUUUUGAAGUGCUGUGUACAUUUUAUUGCCCAUGAAAUUCAUCUUGCACUGAACACUGCUUCAAAUCAGUACAAUAAGUUAUUUUUAAAUUCCUACCGAUAUUAAUGAUAACUGAAAAAGCAGUUAAGUCUCAAUGAUUUCACGUGAUUUAUGCCCUCUAAAUGUGUUUAAAAUCACCAUGUCUGAUUAGUUCCCCUGCUUUUAUUCUAGCUUAUAGCAUACAUAAUAAAAAUGCAUUGCUCUUUUUACCAUACUUCAGAAUGAAUAACAUGUACAAUGUAUUUUCAAAAAAAGUUAAAACCUGCACUUUUAAAAUGCUUUCAUUAGAUCAUAUGAGAGAAUGUACAGUAAAAUGAUUUUCAACCUGCAAUCCAAAACCUUAUUUCAGCUUUAUAGUAUUCAGAAGUUCUUACAUAAUUAUAUCCAUUAAAGUAUCUUCUAAUAGAACUGCCAAUGUGUUGGAUAGACAACAUGUAAGUGUGAUUCUUUACAGUUGAUCUAGUGAUCUAAGCUGGUAAUGGCCUGGGUACUUUUUAGUGUAUAAUUGAAUCUUCACUGAUUACAAAUAUGGUUUCAUUCAAUAUUCACUUUUAUGGCUCUUUUUAUUGAAACAAAUGCAUUCCGAGAAUGAAAAGUUAUAUGUAUUGGUGCAGGAUUUUUGCAAAUAUCUAUUUUAAUGUGCACAUUAUUUUGUUUUCAUUUAUGACCCAGUAUUUUAGCAUGAACUGUUGAGAUUUUGGAUGAGGAUGGGGACAAAGCGCAAACCUGACAAAGUAAUUUAUUGUAACCAUAAGAUCAAAAAUUGAUUAAACUGAAACAAUGUUUAAGGGAAGUACUCUUCUUCUUGUAUAAUUACUUAGACAAUUUAUUUUUCUGUUGAACUUGGGGUUGAAAUGGAAGGGAAUCUUACUACUAUGGCAGAGGGUAAACUUGAAAUUGUAUUUGAUAUUCUGGUAUAGUGGAAAUUCUAGAAGUACAGUCCAAAUUUAUAACUCUAUUUUGUCUAAAGCUUAGUUUAUGUACAUAAUUAGACUACAGCUGUCCACUACUUUCCCAUCUAUGAUGGGUAGCGAGAGAUUGACACUGCAUAUCUAUACAGAGCAGCAAAAUGAAUAACCAUUAACAUAGGUAAAACCGCAUCAAAUUUAUAAUAGCAGUUGCAUAGACUUUAUGUUAUGUUAGCCAUUUAUACAGAGAUGGAUUUGCCAAGUGAAAGUUUAUUCUGGUCUCUUUUAGUACACUGGUCAUUUUUAUACGUAAGCUUGCUUUUCUAUUCGUGUAGAAAUGUUAACUAGAGAGAUCAGUUUUGAAGUAAAUUGUAAAAGUUAAAUUUGUUAAAAAUUCUGUUGGGCACAGCCUAUGUACAAAAAUAUUUACCCUUUUUUGUUCAUUUGUUCACUACUCCACAAUCAAGUUGAAUGGGAGACUUUGUGUUUAUAAGUGUCAGCAAAUCUGUCAGGCUUUGUUCGCCCCACAUAAAACUUGUUCAUUUAACUUCAGUAUCUUAACAUUCAGGUUUUAAAUUCUGGUGUGCAAAUAUUUGAGGAAUGGAUUUAUCAGUACUACAUACUGAUACAGCAAGGUUGAUUUGCAAUGUGUGAUCAAAUACUGUGUAGAUAUGUAAUAAAGCAAAAUCCUACAAUAUGCUUUAAACAGUUAUCAAACGAUAUACAGUACUUUCUAAACUGUGUAUGAGAGAAAUUGAAAGUAUCACAUUUUUGUCUUUAAGAGUCUUUUUAAUGCAUAGUUAUAAAUAAAUGUUCAGAAACAAGUUAUUAUUGUUGGUCUUUAUUUAAUUAAAUCAUGGUAAUGAGUGACAAUAUUUGAGGAUAGGGAAUGCACCAAAUUUUGAAGAAUUCUGCUUGCAAGAAAAUAUUUGGAUUUGUAACACUUGUGUUUGAAAUCCACUUGUUCUCAUCUGACUCCACAUCUGUGACAGUCUUUUUAAUCACUGUUCGAAGAUGUUUUUCCUGUACGUUUUCUUUAGAUUGAAAUCAAGACAUAGGACAUUUAUUUUUAUUUGCAAAAUGUCAUUGAAUUAGUAUCAAAACUUUUAUGAAUUUACAUGAUCAUUGAGUGUAUUUUUUAAAUUGGUGAUGCCCUUUUUGGGAAUGCCAAUUUGUAAUUUUACUGACCAUGUUCUGCAUAAAAAUAAGCCUAGUUCUCAAAAUUCAAGUUUUUUUUCAGGAAAUGAAGUAGUGAAUAUAGUUGUAUUUUUAUACAAUUCUCCAGUGAAUAACCUUCCAAAGAUACACUGGUGCUCCAGUAAUAUAAUGGAUUAGGAGACUGUUUUGUCACAUCGAUUUGUAGUGUCAUUAAAAUGGGAACAAUGUCUUUUGAUAGAAAAAAGUAUGUGACAUGGGUUUAGAGUUGUAAGUUGUAAAUGGGAGGAUGCACUUUCUGUGCUUGCACAGUGAAGAGUGGUAGUGUUGGCUGUGUGCCAAAUGGAAGUGGUGUCCCAAAUGGUGUAUUUUGGGAUUAAUGUAAGGAAAGCAUUACCCACGUGAAUUCCACCGAAAUUUCAUCCUGCAUGUUUCCAAUCCACCCAGCAUCACAACUAUCCCCUUGACGUACAGUGUUCCUCAGACAGGGGUGCUAAUGGAAUCCUGAGAUCCACACUGGGUCCCAUACGCUUCAGGCUAUCUCAGAGCUGUUCACCCCCGCCCCGAAACACACACACAUACAGUUCCACUUCAUUCUUUGGCUCCGACAAUGUUUUAACGAGAAACUGUUUUUCUUCCUUUCAGGUAUUAAGGAAUCUUCCUCCCCUUUCCCCCUGACUCUAUCCCUUGCUCCAGCCCCAGCUCUUGUCGAAUAUUUACAAUUCCUUCCUCUCUCUGAUGCUGUUUGAUUCGUAUUCAGCAAAGGACUUAGUCUGCCCCCUUAUGUCCCUAGCUCAAUGAAUCUCGGGCGCGACAAGAAAUAUCGAAUUCUUUUUCUGUUAGCUGUAUUCGGCACCUGGGUUGUGCCUGCAGUUUUUUUUUUGCCUUUUACGUUUGACAGGGCUUGCCCCAACUCUGACGGUACGAUGCAGUUAAUGAAGAUUAGAUUUAGUUGCAAGGCCAGUUUAACUGGAAGGUGUGGUGACAUCAGACUGACAGCUACUUCCUUGUACAUAUUUCUAAGAACAGAGGUGGCUUAAGGGUCAACUGGAGGACUAGGUUUGAACGUAAUUCAAACGCUUGGGUCGCGCCUUCAGUAGUCGAGUUUGGAAAAGACCAACCGUUUUGAGGUUGAAUCACUUGCUUUCUCUUGUCAAUGUUACACGAAGUCCGACGUGGGAAAAGAACCGGUAUCGGGAAAUGUGGACUACCAGUCCCCAAAAUAUCCGAACUGAGUUUAUUAAAGCCAGUGCUCACAAUACCACAGGUAUCGACACAGGUUACCUCCAGGCAGUUCACGACUAAGUCAGUCGUGGGGCUGCAUAAACUGUGUUUGUAGGUCCGUACGUGCGGUUAAAUAUCCGAAACUGUCGAGAUAGCCGGCCGUCAAGCUUAAAAUGAUCGAUAUUUUUUCUAAGAAAGAACACUUGCAAUUAUCAAUCAGUCGCCAGGUUCUUGGCAAAUUAUUACGUGGCAGUCAACGGAGCAUUAGGAAGAGCAGUGAGAGGCUGCCCUGGCAAAUGAUCCGAUUCGGGGGCUGCUGAUAUCUUUCCUGUGGCUCUGAACUCACAGGAACCUCUCUCCUUUCUGAUCGGCCUCCUGGAGCGUCCACUGGAUUUUUUUUUAACGAAUUCAGCGGAAACCAGCAGAUUGAGCCGGACGGCAGCGAGCGAGAAAUGAAAAGGCAGAAGCGCAUUUAUUUCUGUAGCUCUCAUUUCAGAAUUUAAAGCACUUGCUCUAAAUUAAACUUCCCGUCAGGAGAAAACCGAGGCGACCUUCGCUGGGUUAAAAGAAAGGGAGAGCUCUGAAAGUUUGACCGUCUCGAUAGGAGUAAGUGAAAGCCAACUUUGCAUACAUGGAGCGUGUUUUACUGGUCACCAACUUUCCCAUUUUCCUUUGAGAACGCUUCAAACUGUGUUUGCUAAGGGAGUGAGAAAAGGUGUUACCCGGAUCCGGAUGCAGAAAGUUUGUUGCUUUUUAUUUGCUGGCACUCUGCGCUGCAGUUAGUGCCAGCCAAGUCUUGUUCCAGAAUUUAUCACAUGCCUGUAAAUCUCGAACAGAUUCGAUUGGCAGGAGAACGUCAAAGGGGCACUGCCUUCCCUGAAACAGAACAAAGGUAC